AUGGACGUAUAUGUCCAGAUCACAGGCCUGGACUCAGGGAGGAUGCGCAGAGUCAAGGCACUGCUUGACAGCAGUUGCAGUACCUGUUGCAUCAACACUGACUAUGCGCAGGCAGAAAGAUUGGAUAUCCAGGAACUCCCCCAACCCAUCAUGGCCCGUAACGCUAACAACGCCAAGAACAUCAGUGGCCAGAUCACACACUAUGUCAAUUUGAGGAUGAGAAUUGGCCCUCACGUGGAGACACGCACGUUCCUUCUGACGUGUCUCGGAAAAGCUUGGAUCUUCAUCGGUCUUGAUUGGCUGACGGAACACAACCCCGAGGUGGAUUGA
This is a messenger RNA of Mycena citricolor, 330 nucleotides long. The record is from the annotation of a GenBank genome assembly. Lineage: Eukaryota; Fungi; Basidiomycota; Agaricomycetes; Agaricales; Mycenaceae.